AUGGGGGCGCGGUGGGCGCGGUGCGUGGCGCUUUCGCUGGCAUGGGCCGCGUGCGCCGCCGCGCCUGCCGGCUCGCCACCCGCGCCCCCGCCCGAUACCCCUUGCGACCCCCUGCUCCUCAAGAGACCGCCGCCCAUGCCACCAAACGUCCGAGAGUAUGAAGCGGCAGUGGCCCAAACCGCCCGAGCGCUAUCGGAGCUAGUGGAGCAAGGAGCAGCAGACGAAGCCAGGGCGGCAGCGCUUGCUCGAGCAGCCGCACGUGCUCCGCUCCACCCACCACCCGCAGCCGUCGCGCUCGGAGCACCGCAGCUACAUCUCGGAGUUCUUUACAUUUCCGACCCACCGAGACUGAUAGUGUUCCAACAAAACAACUCGGCUACACUUCAACAGUUCUGGCGUACUUUAGCAUCCGCCUGGAACGCAAGUCUUGUCCUCUGGUCUAACGCGUGGUAUUCAUGUGAGGGGAACCCUGGCUGGUGGGGUGGAACUGCCGCAGCGAGGGGUGCGGGACCGGUCAGGGCUGCUGCUGCUAUUUUUCGCCGGAUACCGGCAUUGCCUUGUGAAGAAAGUAUGUACGAAUGGUUAGGCGGCCCGCCGCUGUGUGAUCCGGUUACAACGGAUUGUGAGGCUAUGCCAACUGAAAAUGAAGAACAAAGAUUACAGUAUCGAUGCAAAUGCAGCUCGGGCCACUGGCACCCCGGUGGCGGCGGCCUGGCUUGGCUGAGCGGCGCCACCCUGGCAGAUACUGGCCAGCUGAAUUGCACGCCGUGCGGUCUGGGCAGCCACCCAGCCGCUUGCUUGGCUGAGGCCUACCGCGCCUCGCUCCUCGCUGCCAACUUGGCUGGCAUGCUGCUGUGUCUAGUCAUAGGAUUCAUAAUUUUUAAAAAGAGGAAAUGUAAAGCGGUGGCAAUGGGAAUGUGGACGGUGUUGGAAGUAGUUCUCCUUGGUGCGAUGCUCAUGUAUGGUUCGGCGGCUUCCCAAUACAUAUCAGACGCUCGAUGGCGCUGCGUAGCGGGUGCGUGGCUUCGCGAGUUGGGAUUCGUAGCGUGCUACGGCUCCGUGGUGCUACGACUCUGGGUCCUACUAGCCGAGUUCCGUACUAGGAAAGCGCAUCGUUGGACACCGAGGGACUCCGAGGUUUUAAGGAUAGUAGCUGCCAUGGUGCUGGGCGCAGCAUGCUAUCUUGCUGCUUUCACAGCGACAGCGGCAUGCGACGAGGAUGCCAGUGCUGGCUGCGCUCGCGCUGCAUGGCACCACGUCACUGCCGCUGCAGAGCUCCUGCUGCUGGCGGCUGGCCUGAGGAUUGCACAUGCCGCCAGAAACGCUAACGUUCCGUUUCAGGAGCGUGGUUGGCUAGCGGCGGCGCUAUGGUCGGAGGGGGUGUGCGGGGUGGCGUGGCGAGCAGCCGCGCUGGUGGGCGCGGCGCCGGAGCGCUCCGCGUUGGCCGCGGCUGCGCGUGCGCAUCUGUCCUCAGGCGCCGCGCUCGCCUGCGUGCUGGCGCCGAGGCUGUGGCACGGGUACCGCGCGAGAUCGCUCGCACAAGAGGUAUCGCGGCGCGGUCCGGCGGAGGGUUUCGGUGCGGAGGGCGAAGAGGAGCCCACGUCGGAGGAGGUGCGUGCGGAGCUCAAGCGGCUAUACGUACAGCUUGAGAUCAUGCGCAACCAGACCCUGCGGCGUGACAACCCGCACAUCAGCAAGCGGCGCGGAGGACGCAAACCGCCGCAUCGACGCUUCUCGCUACAGAAAAAGGGCAGUCGUGAAAAGGCAUUGCAAGCACGUCGUGGGGGAAAGAAUAAAGCGAGCAGCCAGAGUGUGGUCGAGGCGAGUGAAGCAGGAGACGCCUCUAGAACUCCUGAAGAUUCCGUCUGCUCCAUUGAAGGUCCAUCACAUUACACGGACGGAGACACACUAGCGUGAUUAAAUAUUUUACAUCAGCCGAAUGUAAAGCUCCGAAGUUGUGAACCUUGUGUUACAGGUUAACAUGAAACUAUCUUCAUGUUAAAAAUCGUUUUAC
This is a messenger RNA of Pararge aegeria (speckled wood butterfly), 2014 nucleotides long. It is a transcript of the gene smog, whose product is annotated as probable G-protein coupled receptor 158. The transcript has 10 exons. Gene Ontology annotation, cellular component: membrane. NCBI's taxonomy places the organism in Eukaryota, Metazoa, Arthropoda, Insecta, Lepidoptera, Nymphalidae. Gene Ontology annotation, molecular function: G protein-coupled receptor activity. The record is from RefSeq and is a predicted model, not a curated record. The coding region runs from base 1 to 1917 and encodes 638 amino acids. Gene Ontology annotation, biological process: G protein-coupled receptor signaling pathway.